AUGCACUUCGCCCUGCCGCCCGAGUAUAUUCGCUCGCUACAACAGGCGGAAGCCGCCAGGGUGAGGGCUGCGCAGGAAAAGGUGCCAAACCUCUACCACGCCUUCGAGGACCCGCGGCAGCUGCAGGAGUGGGGGGCCGCCGCUCCCCAACAGGCCCCUCAGGGCGUGCAUGAGCAGCCGCAGCAGCAGCAGGCGUACUACAAUUACCCACAACCACAGCCGCAGCAGCAGGCUUCGUAUGCCCAAUAUCCACAGCAGCAGGGCAUGCAGGCCCAGCAACCGCAACAGCCGCAGGGGUUUUCGCAGGCGGCGCGGGCAGGCCAACGGUCCCCGCCGCGCUCACCGUCCCCGCAGCCGUAUUCACAGACGAAUGCACAAACGCAGCCCUCUGACAGUGUCAUCUGCUGGGAUGUUCAGCUCGCCAGGUCGCAUGACAAAAGCAAAUUUCUUGACCAUCCCUCCAUUCCAAGGUUUUUGCACUUGCAUUUGGCGGAAGACAUGGCACGGCUGCCACGAACGCCGCCGUAUAUCUCGCCUGUGAGCCGCAUUAUAAUGCGACCAACGUUUCAGUGCCUGCCAGGCACCUCGCAGCUGGCGGAGACGCUCCAGCUGCCGUUAGGUAUUACGUUUCAGCCCUUUGCGGACACCCAUUUACCCGAAGUGGAUCUUUCAACACUGGGAGGUAAGAUGAUUCGCUGUCGCAAGUGCUCUGCUUACAUUAACCCAUUCACCACCUUCUGUGAACAAGGGCGGCGCUGGCAAUGCAUUAUGUGCCGGCAGUUGAAUGAGGUCCCUCAGGAAUACUUUUGUGCUCUGGACCCCCAGACGGGGUUGCGCGCGGAUGUGUUGCAGCGGCCAGAGCUUACGUACUGCUCUGUGGACUUUUAUCCAACGCCUGAAUUUCUGCGCCGUCCACCGCAUCGUCCUGCAUUUCUGCUCAUGCUAGACUGCUCGUAUCAGGCGAUCGCUUCAGGGCAGCUGCGUGCCAUUUGCCGCGGCGUCCUUUCGGCACUUGAAACGAUGAAAAAUGAGGAUGCCCUGUACAUGGGCGUCAUCGGAUUUGCCUCAACGCUGUACUUCUUCAACUUGGGGCCCACGCUGCAGUCCCCGUGCACCAUCGUCGCCCCCGAUAUUGUGCACGAUGUGUGUAACGUGGACGACAACUUCAAGUUUGAGCCCAUUGAGCUUCCAUGUGCCGUGAAUGAGCUGAUGGUGCAGGUGAAGGACGCCUACCGUCUCUUGAAGGUUCUCUUCGAGACCCUGCCGGAGACGUUUGCCACCACAAAAGACGUGGGCUGUGCGUUUGGGCCGGCGCUGGCGGCUGCCAUUUCAAUGCUGGAGAACAGCGGCGGGAAGAUUGUCGCGAGCAUCGACGCCAUGCCGUCCAUCGGCGAGGGGAAAUUGAAGCCCCGCUUUGACAUUGCAAAGUUGUCGAAUCAGCCAAAGGAGUACACGGUGUGCUUGGCCGCGAGUGACUGGUACAAGCAACGUGCGCUGGCGUGCUCGAACAGCAACAUUUCUAUCGAUCUGUUCGUCAGCGGCGCCCAGGACGUGGAUUUGACGACUAUCGCCCCCUUGGCCCGCUUCACUUCGGGCAGCAUUUACCGCUCCACGCCGCUCACCAUCAACGGGGUGCCGGAGCAGGUGCACCGCAUGCUCACACGCUACAUGGCCUUUGAGGCCAUUCUGCGGGUGCGUACCUCCAACGGUUUGGUGGUGCCGAACUUUUACGGCCACUGCCACGUGCGGGAGCCGGACCUCCUCGCGCUUCCGGUGGGUGACGAGGACUCGUCGUACUCUGUUCAGUUGCAGAUUGGGUCCGAGCUGAAGACAAGCUUUGCGUACAUUCAGGUCGCCAUUGUGCACACAAACCGCGCGCGUGAGCGACGCAUCCGUGUGCACACCUACCAGCUGGGCGUGUCGCCGUCUCUCAGCGCCGUGGUGAACUCUGCCGACUCGCUGGGGGUCACCUGCUUCCUCUGCAAAAUGGCUGUUGACUUCUCUGUCAAUGGGCCCUUUCAGCAGGCGGAAAAGCGCGUCACCGAUAAGCUGCUUGCGACGCUGCGGGCCGUGAAGAAGCACAACGACGGGCUGGGUUUGCGCUGCGGACACUUUAUGCUGCCGGAAUCGCUGCGGUUUGUGCCGCAACUGUUGCACGGCUUUUUUAGGGGCGCGGCGGUGGGGUUGUCCACCUCAACGCCUAUUCUCCCGGAUGAGCGUGUGGCUGCCAUGUCGAUGGUGAUGUCCACUGCCCCUUACGCCAUGUUGCCGUACUACACAGGCUGGUCCUACGAGGUGUACUCCCCCUAUGCCGCGCCGGAGAACUUUCCCGUGCCUAUUUUUCCGACACAGUCGUACUUCAGGUCCGAUGGCAUUUUCCUUGUGCACCUUGGCUCCACACUGGUGCUGUGGUACGGGCGGAAGGCAGAUGCCCACGUGGUGGAGGCCUUUGGUCUCACACCGAGCGAGGAGGCCCCGCGUUCCGCGCAGCCGCUCAUCACGGAGGAGCAGCUUGUCGCCCUGCGUGGUCGCUUUGACGCCCUCGUGUGGCAGUUGCUCGAGGGUGUUCGGAAUGCGUUUAGUGCCCCCUUGGAGGCAUGUCCGCAGGGCAACUCCGUGAUUGAGCCUGCACUGACGCGGAUGAUGAUGGAGGACGAGGUGCAAACGCUCCCGAGCUACACGACGUUCCUGCGUGACUUGUGGCAAAAGGUGUCGGCCACGGGGAGGUGA
This is a messenger RNA of Trypanosoma conorhini, 2730 nucleotides long. Its product is annotated as putative protein transport protein Sec24A. Bases 1 to 2730 code for a protein of 909 amino acids. NCBI's taxonomy places the organism in Eukaryota, Euglenozoa, Kinetoplastea, Trypanosomatida, Trypanosomatidae. The transcript has a single exon. Gene Ontology annotation, biological process: intracellular protein transport; endoplasmic reticulum to Golgi vesicle-mediated transport; COPII-coated vesicle cargo loading. Gene Ontology annotation, cellular component: endoplasmic reticulum exit site; COPII vesicle coat. Gene Ontology annotation, molecular function: SNARE binding; zinc ion binding. The record is from RefSeq and is a predicted model, not a curated record.